GGAAGAGGCUCUGGAAGAAUACAUUACAUUUAUCCCAUCGUUACACGUCAAAUUACCUCUCAGCCAGCAGCAAACUAAUUAUCGUUUUGUAAUAAUACUAAGGAUGGCUCAGUGGUAUGAGCUGCAACAGAUUGACAACAAGUUUCUUGAACAAGUCCACCAGCUGUAUGAUGACAGCUUCCCAAUGGAAAUCCGGCAGUACCUGGCUCAGUGGAUAGAAGCAAAAGACUGGGAUCAUGCUAGUAACAGUGCCUCGCUGGCCACAGUAUUGUUCCAUGAACUGCUUGCUCAGCUGGAUGAUCAGUAUAGUAGAUUUUCCUCUGAGUCCAACGUCUUACUGCAGCAUAAUAUCCGUAAAAGCAAACGUAACUUCCAGGAAAAUUUUCAGGAAGACCCUCUAAAAAUGGCAAUGAUAAUAAACAACUGCUUAAAAGAUGAACGUAAAAUACUGGCCACUGCCAAGUUACAUAAUACGAAUCAAGUGGGCACCACCCAAACUAACAUGAUGUUGGACAAGCAGAAGGAGCUGGAUAAAAGAGUGUCAGAUGUGAAGAACAAGGCACUUGGAAUAGAAAAAGACAUGAAAAGCUUGGAGGAUCUGCAGGACGAAUAUGACUUCAAAUACAAAACAGUGCUGAACAGAGAAAAUGAAUGUAAUGGCAUAGCACAGAAAGAACUUCAGCAAGAAAAGAUGAUUGUAACGACUAUGUACAUGAAGGUGGGGAUAAAAAGGAAGGAAAUUGUGCACCAAAUUGCAGAUUUCUUCAAAGCCGUAGAAUUUACUCAAGGUGUCCUUAUUAAUGAAGAGCUGGUUGAAUGGAAACACAGACAGCAGAUAGCUUGCAUUGGAGGUCCACCAAAUGCUUGCCUUGACCAACUACAGGCCUGGUUUACCUCUAUUGCCAAAGGUUUGCAGCAGGUUCUACAACAACUAAAGAAAUUGGAGGAAUUGGAACAGAAGUUGACUUAUGAAGGCGAUCCCAUCACAAACAGCAAACAAUUCUUUCAAGAACGCACUCAGAGUCUUUUUAAGCAGCUAAUACAAAGCUCCUUUGUAGUUGAAAGACAACCAUGCAUGCCAACCCAUCCUCAGAGACCCUUGGUUUUAAAGACUGGAGUCCAGUUUACUGUGAAGCUAAGACUUUUGGUUAGUCUACAGGAAUUUAAUUAUCAGCUAAAGGUCAAAGCUGUGUUUGAUAAAGAUGUCAAUGAAAAGAAUACAGUGAAAGGAUUCCGUAAAUUUAACAUUUUAGGAACAAAUACAAAAGUAAUGAACAUGGAAGAGUCUAUAAAUGGAUCCUUAGCCGCUGAAUUCAGACAUCUGCAACUAAAGGAGCAGAAGAAUGCUGGAAGCAGAACUAAUGAGGGUCCUCUAAUUGUCACAGAAGAGCUUCAUUCCCUAAGUUUCGAGACGCAGCUUUGCCAGCCAGGCUUAGUGGUGGAUUUGGAGACUGCAUCCCUUCCCAUUGUGGUUAUUUCCAAUGUAAGCCAGCUUCCGAGCGGAUGGGCCUCUAUUUUGUGGUACAACAUGUUGACAUCUGAGACAAAGAAUCUUUCUUUUUUCUUGAACCCGCCUGCUGCCAGAUGGGCACAGUUGGCUGAUGUGCUGAGUUGGCAGUUCUCUUCAGUAACCAAAAGAGGACUCAGUGCAGAUCAGCUGAGCAUGUUAGAAGAGAAGCUUUUAGGUCCAGGUCCAAAUAGUGUAGACGACCUUAUCCCAUGGACUAAAUUCUGCAAGGAAAAUAUGAAUGACAAGAAUUUUCCAUUUUGGCUUUGGAUUGAAGGCAUCUUAGAGCUGAUUAAAAAACAUCUUUUGUUUCUGUGGAAUGAUGGGUGCAUUUUGGGCUUCAUUAGCAAAGAAAAAGAGCGGGUCCUGCUAAAGGAGAAAGAAACCGGGACAUUUUUAUUGAGAUUUAGUGAAAGCAGCAAAGAAGGGGCCAUCACGUUCACUUGGGUGGAGGGACCUCAAUAUGAGCCUCAGUUUCAUUCAGUUGAACCAUAUACGAAGAGAGAGCUCACGGCGGUAUCGUUUCCUGACAUUAUCCGCAGUUAUAAAGUGAUGGCCGCUGAAAAUAUUCCCGAUAACCCACUACGGUUCUUGUACCCCGACACUCCAAAAGACAUGGCAUUUGGGAAAUACUACUCCAGACCAAAAGACGCACCAGAACCAAUGGACGUCGAGGGGCCAAAAUCAACAGGAUAUAUUAAAACGGAGCUAAUCUCUGUCUCUGAAGUACAUCCAUCCAGACUUCAGAGUGCAGACUCCCUUCUACCAAUGUCACCGGAUGAGUUUGCUGACCUGGCAGAAUUAGUAGGACCUGCUGAAUUUGAUACCGUGAUGGCUUCCUAUUAACGGCUAAAAAUCUGCAGCUGAACGAACAUAGCAUUUCUACAUCGGGUACAAGCUUAAAACUGCUCAUCGUGAUGCUCCAGAAACUGAUGAACCAUUGAAGACACAUAUUUAGGGGUUUAAAUGAUUAUCUUCAUAGUUUGUUGCAUGUCCCAAAGUGAUACAGACAUCUACUGGAGAAAAAUGUAACUUGGAACUGGUCUAGAACCACAUAGUGAAACACAUCACCUUUUUGUUAUAAAUUACUAAUUAGCACCACAUAGCGACCAAUAAUUGUUGCAGUGUUUAUAUGAAUGUACAUCUAACAUACAGUAAUAUACCGUAGAUAGCACUUUGUGUAAUGUUACUGAGACAGGCACCUUCUAUAAUGUUUUGUUCCAUACACUUUUAGUAUAUGUAUGGAAGUACACGUUUAUAUCUUUGUUUCAAAA
This is a messenger RNA of Spea bombifrons (plains spadefoot toad), 2781 nucleotides long. It is a transcript of the gene STAT1, whose product is annotated as signal transducer and activator of transcription 1. Bases 104 to 2353 code for a protein of 749 amino acids. The transcript is spliced from 24 exons. NCBI's taxonomy places the organism in Eukaryota, Metazoa, Chordata, Amphibia, Anura, Pelobatidae. Gene Ontology annotation, molecular function: DNA-binding transcription factor activity, RNA polymerase II-specific; RNA polymerase II cis-regulatory region sequence-specific DNA binding. Gene Ontology annotation, biological process: response to peptide hormone; regulation of transcription by RNA polymerase II; regulation of cell population proliferation. The record is from RefSeq and is a predicted model, not a curated record.